AUGAGCAUCCAAAAACCAUACUCAAAAAAAGAUAUUGAUGACAUCCGAUCACGUUGGGUCAGUGUCUUCUUUUCUCAUUAUGAAGCUCGAUAUGAUCAUGUCAAACGAGUGUAUUCUGUCUUGAUGAUACCAAUACUUAGGUGCUGUGCUGUUUUUGGGACCGAAAUUCGGCCAACUACGGAAUGUGGAAGAACAAUGUACAUAAUUCGCCAAAGAAUAGACCUGUUGUUACUCAUGAGAAUGCAGAAAAAACAUGAAGCUUCAGGAUUCAAAGGGCAAACAAGUUACAAAAAUGUCAAAAGGAAGCAAGUAAAAAAAAUGGAAACUAGCAUCUUUUCACAAGUGGAUAUUGAUGCUGAUGAAAUAAGUCAUUUGGACGAAGAUAAUUUAAUCGGCCAUGGUGGUAACAGAAAGGUUUAUCGAAUCACGCUGAAGAAAAACAGGAUGGUAGUGGUUGUGAAGCAAUUAGAGAAAGACGGGUUUUACCUUUUUUGCUGGUACACAUGGUUAUAUUUCUCGAGGAAUGCUAAGUACGAGGAAGCAUUAGAGUGA
This is a messenger RNA of Vicia faba (fava bean), 552 nucleotides long. The record is from the annotation of a GenBank genome assembly. Lineage: Eukaryota; Viridiplantae; Streptophyta; Magnoliopsida; Fabales; Fabaceae.